AUGUUGAUGGACAUCAUGAAAUGCUAUAUUAACGACGACGUGCACAUGGCCAAUUGUCCAACGAACACACUGAAUAAUCCCGGUGGACUGCCGUCCAUUUCUGGAUCGAUGUAUGUGAGAGCGAGAGCGUCGAGUUCAUUGUCUUUACGGAACAACAACUGGAUUGAGCAAGUUUUCAAGCGACGAGAAUGUGCUAAAUUCAUUCCAUCCAGCAAAUACCCAAACAAAUGUGGUUGUGGCCGUCUAAAGCAUUUGCAUUCCGCGGAAGCAAUUCAACAGCACCAGUCAUCAAAAACAGAUGCAAACAAUCAUCUCACAGUACCGUAUAAUGAAAGGAGAUUACAGAAGAGUGAUGAAGAUCAAGAAAUGGAGAUGACUGGAGCCGAUAGCGAGGCCGGACCUAAUAAUGGACGGCGUACCGUGCGAUCGCUCUCUGAGAAGUGGACAAUCCGCAAGCACACAACCGUUCUACCUACUGAUAGUUAUGGCACUAUCGAGUUCCAAGGUGGACCGCAUCCCUACAAAGCGCAAUAUCUACGGUUGAACGUCGAAACAGACCCUGCUGAUAUCAUGUAUUUAUUUGAAAAUAUUUGGCAAAUGCCUCCACCGAAAUUGAUCAUUACGGUUCAUGGUGGAAUCACUAAUUUUGAUCUUCAGCCAAAACUAGCACGAGUUUUUCGGAAGGGUCUAUUGAAAGCAGCCAAAACUACCGGUGCAUGGAUUAUCACUUCGGGCAUAAAUGCGGGUGUUGUUCGACAUGUAGCAGCUGCGCUCGAGGGGUGUGGUACCUUGCGAUCUAAAAUUGACACUGUUGUACCGUACCAUCCACAUUCGUUUUCACCGAAAGGUCGUUUUGCAGUACUGAACAAUCGACAUUCCUAUUUCUUAUUGGUUGACAAUGGUACUGUUGGAAGGUAUGUCCUAUAUGAUUUUGCAAUUUUUUCUCUCAAAAAACUUCUGUCCUAUUCAAAUUACAUAUCCAAACUUUUCAUUAUUUCAAGACUGAUGUUUCAAAGGCAAGCAAAACUUGUUGAUAAGUAUGGUGCUGACAUAAUCCUUCGAAAACGCCUCGAAAUG
Messenger RNA from Anisakis simplex (herring worm), 1077 nucleotides. Lineage: Eukaryota; Metazoa; Nematoda; Chromadorea; Rhabditida; Anisakidae. The record is from the annotation of a GenBank genome assembly.